UUCUGUGCAGAACUCUUUACUGGACCAUUCUUUGGUGGUGGAUAGCGAAUUUUCCCAGCAUGAGCGUGAAAGGCGCGAGGAAAGAUGAAAUCCUGAAGGGAUUCAAACUAAAUUGGAUGAAUCUGCGAGAUGCUGACUCUGGGAAGGUGUUGUGGCAAGGCAGUGAUGACUUGUCGGUUCCUGACCAAGAACAUGAAGCAAGAGUACCAAAAAAGAUCUUAAAAUGCAAGGCUGUAUCUAGGGAACUUAACUUUUCUUCUGAACAAGAAAUGACAAAAUUCAGACUUGAACAAAAAGUUCUGUUCAAAGGGAAGUGCUUAGAAGGUAAGAAAGUAAAAUUUGCUUAUUUUAUUAACAAUAUUCAUCUGGUAGUGUUUGUUACUUGGGCAAUAACUUUGUUAUUAACCUGGAAAUUCUUUAUUGGUAAGUUAUAAUUUUGAUCUACCUGUAUUGUCGAAAAAUUGCUUAAAUACAUUCAUGUUAACCGAUAAACGGUGACAAGUGAAAU
Orbicella faveolata is the source of this 508-nucleotide messenger RNA. Its product is annotated as retinal rod rhodopsin-sensitive cGMP 3',5'-cyclic phosphodiesterase subunit delta-like. The record is from RefSeq and is a predicted model, not a curated record. Lineage: Eukaryota; Metazoa; Cnidaria; Anthozoa; Scleractinia; Merulinidae.